AUGGCUGUUGGAGCGCGCCUCACAGCACCGUACGGGAACAAUUUUGACCCCAGUCAUAGAUUUGCGACAUCAUGGAUCUUGCCUCCAGUGGUUCUGUUCUUUUUUCGAGCGCUGCUGGCGCUCUAUGCUUUCGUCACAUUGUUCACCAUCUUUGGCUGGAAUGGGAGCCACGGGAUGGCUGACGCGUCACAGCGCUCGUUCUCCUUCUUCACCGUCCUAACUUAUUGGGGUCUCGCUUUCUACUACACUUUCGCCGCCAUUCAUACCGGAAGCUAUUGUUUCACUGGAGUUCCUUUCCUUGCUCGAUGGCCAAAAGCGCUCCAGAUCGCACAUAGCAUGUUCUAUUCCACUAUCGUGGUCUAUCCGUUCAUUGUUACUAUUGUAUAUUGGGGCAUACUUGCUCCAAGCCACUUUCCAUCUACAUUCUCAAUCUGGUCAAACGCUUCUCAGCAUGCUCUCAAUUCCGUCUAUGCGUUGUUUGAGAUUGUCUUCCCUAGAACGUCACCAUUGCCUUGGCUCGAUAUCAUUCCGAUCAUCAUUCUUCUAGCACUGUAUCUCGGCCUCGCAUAUCUUACGCACGCAACUCAAGGUUUCUACGUUUACGGCUUCUUGGACCUGCAAGCGCAUUCUUCCGGUAUCGUUGCUGCUUACAUCAUUGGCAUUCUGGUCGCUGCUAUCAUCAUCUUCCUGAUUGUUCGCUAUCUCAUCAUGCUACGCGUCUGGGUGACCGAGAAGAAGCUCGGGAAGGCAGGGAAAUUCGUCCCUCAUGGAGCAGGACGUGUGAACGAGGAGCUAGAGAAAGGCAUUCCGAUGAACGGAAUCGGUAUGAAAUGA
Molecule: messenger RNA, 834 nt
Organism: Parastagonospora nodorum SN15
Lineage: Eukaryota; Fungi; Ascomycota; Dothideomycetes; Pleosporales; Phaeosphaeriaceae
Exons: 2
Coding region: 1-834 (277 amino acids)
Cellular component (GO): membrane
Source: RefSeq, a predicted model, not a curated record